AUGGACGGCGCCGAGGCGGCCGUGGAAGGGACCACUCGGGAGGGCCAGGUGGAGGGCCGAGAGCCUCGUUGUCUUUGGGGCCCCACACCACGAGCUGGGAGCGCCAGCGCGUCCCAGAGAGUGACGGGAGCCUCGGCCAAUGGCCACGCGGCGCCCUCAGGCCCCGCCCCUUGCAUGCAGAUGAGGCGGCGCCGCGGCCAAUGCGGGGAGCGGCUCCGGUCAGUGCAGCUGGCCCUGAGAACUGGGAGGCUGGUGGCUGGCUCCCUCCUGCUCCUCAAGCCUGAGCACCAGGGAUCCUCCCUCCCUGAACCCCCAGACCCGAUGUCCCAGGGCCUGCUCCUGCAGGACUGCCACCCCAGGUGGAGCGGCAAAGCGAGCACCUUGCUGAUUGCAGGUGUCUUUACUGUGGUGGAGGAAAACGGGAGCAAGGUCACAGCUGACCCGAGGGUCUUCCCGAAGCCAAGGGCUGUUCGCAUGGAGGCCGCCUCACCCUAUCCCGGGGGCGUUUGCCCGGCCCGCCCCACCCUGGGAUGGAGAACCACCCCCGUCGCGUACUUUUGGCGGCUGGGGCUCCCCCAGGAGCAGGGCGAGCUGUCCCGAGUCCGGGCCCCCGCGGGCUGGGCUGCUGACCUCUGUGGUCGCACUCACCGGUCUGGCGCUGCUCUCUCCCUCCCACCCCUGGGCACAGAGCGAGAGCAGCUGCAGGCAGAGGCCAGCGAGCGCUUUGCCGCCGGUUACAUCCAGUGCAUGCACGAGGUGCACACGUUCGUGUCCACGUGCCAGGCCAUCGACGCCACCGUAGCCGCCGAGCUCCUGAACCACCUGCUUGAGUCCAUGCCGCUGCGCGAGGGCAGCAGCUUCCGGGAUCUGCUGGGGGACGCGCUGGCCGGCCCUGUGGGAACCCCAGGGCUGAGCUGCCGGCCUGCCGGAGGGCUCCCCAGCCCCCAGGGCCCCAGCGAUGACCAGUGCUCAGACCUGGAGGAGGCCCCUGAGGCAGAACUGAGCCAGGCUCCUGCUGAGGGACUGGGUUUGGUGCCCAUGGCCCUGGGCAGCCUGACAACCGCCCGCCCAGCCCAGAGUGUCUGGAGGCCGUGGUGACCCAGCCAGUCUGGGCCUGGGGCACCAGAUGUGGUGGGACAGAGAUCUGAUGGCUUCCGCGUCUGCCGCCUCAAGGCAGAGCCUGCUGGGCAGCACCGGAUGACCACCACCGUGCCUCUCCCUUGCUUCUUGAGGGGAUGACUUUUAUGGACUCCGAAGCCCCCCCAGCAGGUAGAGGGCGGGAGCGCCUGGCCCCCCUGCCCCAGCCUGCACUGCGGGUCUGGGACGGCUAAGCGGAGAGGCGUGAGCCUGUCCCGCCCUGGGCAGCACUAUCCAGGCAGCGGCCGCCCUAGCCCGAGGAGAAGCUUCAACUUGCCCCUUCAGCCAGACCUUGGGGGGCAAGUGGCCUGCAGGUCCAGAGCUGGCGGAGAGAAGUGAGGUGCACGGGUUGACUUGCACUUAGCACCCUUGAGCUGGUAUUAGGAGGCCACGAAAGGUCCCAGCGUUAGCAAAUAAAGGAUUCUGGAGCGUG
This is a messenger RNA of Condylura cristata (star-nosed mole), 1570 nucleotides long. RefSeq names its product hes family bHLH transcription factor 6 (gene HES6). Gene Ontology annotation, molecular function: DNA-binding transcription factor activity, RNA polymerase II-specific; RNA polymerase II cis-regulatory region sequence-specific DNA binding. The transcript has 5 exons. Gene Ontology annotation, cellular component: nucleus. Gene Ontology annotation, biological process: regulation of transcription by RNA polymerase II; anterior/posterior pattern specification; regulation of neurogenesis. Bases 1 to 1098 code for a protein of 365 amino acids. Lineage: Eukaryota; Metazoa; Chordata; Mammalia; Eulipotyphla; Talpidae. The record is from RefSeq and is a predicted model, not a curated record.